UCCGUCCCCACGUACCCAAUACCUCGACAUUUCUCAUUCGAUACUUCGCUUUAAUUUGUCUCCUCUUCGCAUCUUCUUCUUAAUUCUUAAUCUCUCGCCAAAAGUUUCGACUUUGGAGUUUGGACCUUUCGGUUUUCUUACGACUUGGGUUUUCUCAUAGCUAGAUUCCUCCUCCUCAACUGGAGCUCGUAUUCGUGGUAUCAUCUAAUUAUCCACCAUGAGAGACCCCAGCGGAGCUCAAAGCCCAGCUCCCCGCGCUAAGCUCUUGAACCUCCUACGCUACUCCCACAGCGAAGAGGACGACUCCCCACGCAACGACGCGGGCGCGGCGUCGCCCGUGGCGAGCCCGGGCUACGCCUCGGACCGCAACCCGCUCAGCGCGGGGACGUCCCCGUGUAGCCUCUCCCCGUGGAACCCAGCUGCCGCGUCCCCAUUCGCCAAGUCCCCCUGGACCCACCUCCCCGGCCUGCUGACGUCGGACGAGGAAGGGGGCCCCACCGCCGCGACGGGCCUCGUGGGCUCGCUGGUGCGCGAGGAGGGGCACGUGUACUCCCUCGCGGCCUCCGGGGAUCUGCUGUACACGGGGUCGGACAGUCGGAACAUUCGCGUGUGGAAGAACGGGCGCGAGUUCGCCGGGUUCAAGUCGAGCAGCGGCUUGGUCAAAGCCAUAGUCAUACACGGCGACAAGAUAUUCACGGGGCACCAGGACGGUAAGAUACGCGUGUGGAGAGUGUCCCCCAAGGACCCCGCCGCAUACAAGCGCGUAGGGACCCUACCCAAGAUGAAGGACUUUUUGAAGAGCUCCAUUAACCCCUCUAACUACGUGGAGGUGAGGCGCCACCGCAACGCCGUUUGGAUCCGUCACUUCGACGCCGUUUCCUGCCUCAGCCUCGACGAGGACGCGGGGCUCUUGUACUCCGGGUCGUGGGAUAAGACCGUCAAGGUGUGGCGCAUCUCGGAUUCGAGGUGCGUAGAGUCCAUCAGCGCCCACGACGACGCCGUUAACGCGGUGGCCGUUGGGGGCGAGGGGCUCGUGUUCACGGGCUCCGCGGACGGGACCGUUAAGGUGUGGAGGCGGGAGGCGGGGAAGGGGGCACGCGGCCGCGAGGUGGUGCGACACGUGGCAGUGAAGACGCUGCUGCAGGGGGAGAGUGCGGUGACGGCGUUGGCGGUGGCGCGGGAGGCGGGGCUCGUGUAUUGCGGGGCGUCGGAUGGGGCGGUGAACUACUGGGAUUGUAGGAAGGGGAUGGCGCACGGUGGGGUGCUCCGCGGGCACAAGAUGGCGGUGCUGUGCCUCGCGGCCGCGGGGCGGCUGGUCGUCAGUGGGUCCGCAGACAAAACGCUGUGCGUGUGGAGGAGGGACGAGGUGGGCCGGGCCCACGCGAGGGUCGCCGUGUUGGUGGGCCACGCGGGGCCCAUCAAGUGCGUGGCCUUGGAGGAGGACCGCGAGGGGGCUGCGGGGCCGGACGGGGAGGCGCCGCGGUGGGCGGUGUACAGCGGGAGCCUCGACCGGUCGGUCAAGGUUUGGCGCGUGUGGGAGAACGCGGGGGACGCUCCCGAGCGCGCGGCCCCGGCCCCGCGCGUGUGGCGCUUGCCGGCGCACCUGCUGGGGGAGGCGCAGGCGCAGCCGGACACGUGGCGGCCGAGCAGCGGCGCUGGGCCCCGCGGAGGAUACGGGUUGGAGGCGGGCGAGGAGGAUCUGAGGGGUACGCGAGCGCACGUGCGAGCUGCCGCUUGAGGGCACGUGCUGUCACUUAAGAUUAAGGGGAAGGGGUUAAUCUAAUCUGUAAUUAAUUAUACAUAUAUAUUAUACUCUACGUGCUGCAGCUUGAUAAAUUUUGCCUUUUGCGUGUACAGUUUUUUUUUUUUUUUUUAAGAAAAAUUAAUGUAGUUUGCUGGAUUCUGACUUCUGAGGAAGCAG
This is a messenger RNA of Ananas comosus (pineapple), 1921 nucleotides long. Its product is annotated as protein JINGUBANG-like. NCBI's taxonomy places the organism in Eukaryota, Viridiplantae, Streptophyta, Magnoliopsida, Poales, Bromeliaceae. The coding region runs from base 218 to 1738 and encodes 506 amino acids. Gene Ontology annotation, molecular function: protein binding. The record is from RefSeq and is a predicted model, not a curated record. The transcript has a single exon.